AUGAUGGCCUCGGGUCACCGUCUCGAGCAUCCUCAAACCACUCGACUACGCUUUCCUGGCAUACACGAACUCAGUGCUGAACAUCUCACUGUCUACAAUGUGUCGGAUACCAAAGUCUCACGCUGGGGCUGGUCCCGCGUGACGUUUCAAUCGUCCGACCUUGACUCCAUGCCGUGGCUCGGAUGGUUGUCUGCCUACACUUUCGCCCUCUUCUUCUUCUCCAUGAGCCGAUGUCUCGCGCUAACAGCUCUGAUCGGUAUGUACGGAAGCUCGAGUGACAACACCGUGAUCGUCAGGGUUUCGGUGCUGAGCCUCGGAUUUCUGGAAGACGUUGUCUGUGCCACCUAUUUUGCAACUGCACUGUGGCUCUUCGAUACUGUCCGACGUUUAUUGACCAAGCACCCUUGGACAACUCCAGUAAUGGCAAGCAGACGUGCUGGAGUCAUGACAACAUUCGUGGUCUCGUGGCUAUUGUGUAUCGUCACCAUAGCUCCACCUGUCGCGGACCUGAUGCUUGUCGUGUGUCGCCAUAUGAGAUUCACGCUUGGCUUGUCAGCGACUUUGAUUCGUGAGAGACACCAUCUCAAAGCUGCUCCGAUUUCUACUCGGGAAGUCUACGCAGCGUACGGGACUGCAGGAUUUCUCAUUGUCGUUGCUACCAUUUUUGCACUUGCGCGUGCGCUGAGUAGCUGGGCUGACCUAGCUGUAUGGAGUCCAACGCAUCUUGUGCGAGUCCCUGUGUGCUUCUUAGAGUUGAUAGGCUAUGUAAACGCCUCAGCAGAGAAAGCGGCAGAAGGCGUGAAGUAUGAAGCAGUGGCGUUGGAGGAAGGAAGUACGGAUGGACCUGCUGUCUCUAAGACAAUCAACACGGGAUCAUCACUGAGUGACGAAAUGAUAGAACGACAGCCUAAGCAUUGCCGUGUUUUGCAAGUGUCUACCGCUUUUGCGGGGCUCGCGGUCCUGACAUUGAUGGUGAUGGCACUUUGUAGUUCGUGCUCUUCUCUGAUCGCGUAUGCAGCGAUCAACACGACUCUGAACGAGAUGUUUGUUCACGCGUUCCAACCUUCCCUCACAUACGUGGACCCUGCAAAUGUCGAUGGCAAGCCAUCAUGGGCCGAAAAAUACGUCGACGCCUUAGAGUUGCAUGAGUUUUUUGGAAAGAGCACGCUGUACCGACGCACAUCAGGCUUUCACGGUGACCUCGCGUUCAAUGUCAGCGUCGACCCCGCCGAUCCACCGAAUGUGCUGAUCAUUGGAGUCGAGUCGUUUCGAUUUCGUGAUUCACGCUACCUGGUGGGAGAAGAAGACCCAUCGGAUUUGUUCAGAGGAACAAACAUGACGAUAACUCCGAACUUUGACAAAUGGGCAAGACGCGGUGUUGCUCUACGCAAUAUCUGGUCGAGUUAUCCUACUAGUCGCUCCUUGGAGAGCAUACUGUUUGCUCAGGUUCCUUAUCAAAGCAGUGAGAAGACAGGGGUCACAGGUGGAAGGAGGUUUACAGAGCUUUCAGGUGUGCCGCAGCUUUUUGCCGGAAAAGGAUACGAGACAUACUUCACCACAGGAUCUUCUAUCACCCUGGACGACUGGAACAUUUUCCUAAUGAGCCAUGGUUUCGGCACCGUGUGGGAAGUCAAUGAAAUGAAGGCGUUGUCAGAAAAGAAGCUCGGUAUUCGUCGUGAUGACUGGGACGGUGAAGCACACCGAGGAUUCUACUGGGGUGUGCACGACGACCUCAGUUUUCAACUUCUUGGAGAUUUGCUUGUUCAGAAGCAUAAAGAGCAGAGAGACAGGUUAGAUCAAGGAGAGCGAAAGCAGCCUUUGUUUUUGACGCACUACACUAUCUCGAGUCAUGGACCAUUUGAGUGGCCAAAGUGGUAUGAAGAUGUCGACAAGCCUGAUUUUUCCCAGUUGUACGAAGGAGAGAAGCACACUGAGCGCAUCGAUAGGUACAUGAAGGUGAGGUACUUUACCGAUGUGGAAUUAGGAAAGUUCAUGGACCGCAUGGAGAUGGAAGGUGUACUCAAUGACACUAUUGUUUUCAUCGUGGGGGACCAUGGUCAAGGGCCCGAAAACAAUUUCCCAAAUUCGAUUGAGGAAUCGAUGACGCGUGUGCCAGCUGCUAUCAUUGCCGAAGGCCGACUUGGUGAUGAUGUGGGGACUGUGAUCGAAGAUGCUGCAGAGCAUUAUGACAUUCUCAACACGCUUGCCGAUAUCACAGGAUUGCCAGAAGGAGGAUUGGAGCAAAAUGGCGUCGGGCGUUCUCUCAAGCGCAAGAUAUCUUUUGGUGAACGUGUGGUAUACAGCAACGACCCUUUGCGCAAGAUGGCGAUAGUACGUGGUCAUCAGCGCCUCCGCUAUGAUGAAGUAGGCGAGGUGAUGAUGCUGCAUGACACUGAAACUGACUACCACAUGACUACAAACUUGCUGCCCGGGCUGACUUCUGAGGAGCUGGCUGAAUGGAAGGCUUUGCGAGACGACGGUCGUCACAUUGCUACUUACUUCAAAAAGCGCUGGGACGAGGACUGUUUGCUUGCUGUCGAUUGCAACUCAUAA
Peronospora matthiolae is the source of this 2553-nucleotide messenger RNA. The record is from the annotation of a GenBank genome assembly. Lineage: Eukaryota; Oomycota; Peronosporomycetes; Peronosporales; Peronosporaceae.